This is a messenger RNA of Ustilaginoidea virens, 750 nucleotides long. RefSeq lists its product as uncharacterized. Bases 1 to 750 code for a protein of 249 amino acids. Gene Ontology annotation, biological process: poly(A)-dependent snoRNA 3'-end processing; rRNA catabolic process; U4 snRNA 3'-end processing. The transcript is spliced from 3 exons. The record is from RefSeq and is a predicted model, not a curated record. Lineage: Eukaryota; Fungi; Ascomycota; Sordariomycetes; Hypocreales; Clavicipitaceae. Gene Ontology annotation, cellular component: nucleolus; nuclear exosome (RNase complex); cytoplasmic exosome (RNase complex).
AUGACUGCAUCUUCCGAGCCGCUCGCCGAGCUGUCCCCCUUGCCAAAGGCAGACGGCUCUGCUUCCUUUUCGCACGCCGGCUACGUCGUCACCGCCGCCGUCAACGGUCCGAUCGAGGCGCCGCGUCGCGAUGAGAAUCCCUUCGAGGCGUUGGUGGACGUGGUGGUCAGGCCAUCGGCAGGAGUCGGAGGUCCUCCCGAGAGACAACUCGAAUCCAUUGUGCAGUCCGCUCUCCGACAGCUCAUCCCCGUACGAGACUUCCCCCGGUGCAUGAUCCAGGUCACCCUCCAGGUGAUGCAGACGCCGGGAAACGCCUACCAAAACACCAAGCUGGUCCAUGCUCAACUGAACCUGACCAUUAUACCGGCCUUGCUGCAUGCUGCCAUUCUGGGCGUUUUGACAGCUGCGAUCCCGCUCAAGACAGUGGCGGCAGCCGCAGCGGUCGCCGUCUCGGCCCGCUCCAAGGACUUGAUUGUCGAUCCAAGCCCCGACGAGGCAGACAAGGCCGGCUCCGUCCACGUAAUGGCUUUUACAAGCAACCAAGAGCUCUUGCUGGCCGAGAGUUCGGGUUCAUUCUCCGUCCAGGAUUGGGACAAGGUUCUCGAGACGGGAAGACAGAUAUGCUGUCAAGCCCAAACAUCAGGACCUGACACGGCUAUGACGGGCGCAGAGCUCGCGUCUCCCAGCAUCAAAGCGUUCAUCCGAUCAGUCAUGGGAAAGAGCUCUGCUGCAGAUUUUCAACGGAAGUGA